Messenger RNA from Drepanopeziza brunnea f. sp. 'multigermtubi' MB_m1, 1692 nucleotides. The record is from RefSeq and is a predicted model, not a curated record. Lineage: Eukaryota; Fungi; Ascomycota; Leotiomycetes; Helotiales; Drepanopezizaceae.
AUGCCACCUUCAAGCCCCCCAGAUCCCACAGCGGCGGACGCCCCUGAAGUUGCCCGGCAGACGGACGACAUCAAAGACGUGGAAGAAGAUACAAGAGAGCAACUCCAAGAUAUGGAGGAUGAUGCGCUACUGAAAACCAUUGGAUACAAGCCGGUGGGGAUUGACAUCCUUAUCGGGGAGACCCGAAUUUCUCGACCACCUUUGGCAAGUCACAUGAGCACUGAGUCUAUCUUCCCGGUCGGUACUGAUGUCCGUCCAGCAGCGUUGUAUUUCGUCGGUGGCGUGCGGGUGACUUUCAGCACUGGCAUUGCCGCUGGAGGCAAUCUUGCAUACUGGACGAGCUACAUCACGACCUGCGUCUUCACCUUCAUCACUGCAGCGGUGAUAGCGGAAACAUGCUCUUCGCUCCCAACCGCCGGGUCUAUCUACCUGUGGGCCGCGGAGGCUGGAGGACCCAAGUACGGGAGGCUCUUGGGCUUCAUCGUGGCGUGGUGGUCGACCACGGCCUGGACAACCUUCUGUGCCAGUAACACGCAGGCGGCUGUGAACUAUAUGCUAUCUGAAAUCACCGUCUUCAAGCUUAACUUCCCCUCCGAUGCGAGCAGCGUCAAAUUCAGAGCCGUACAAUGGAUCUGCACAGAGGUCAUGUUGGCACUGGCAGUGCUGGUAAACUUCCUCCCUCCGAGACUUUUCCGAUUCAUAUUCUACCUCUCGAGCGCCUUCGUCCUCCUCGAUUUUGUGCUGAACAUCAUCUGGCUCCCCAUCGGCACGGCUCACACGUAUGGCUUCCGUACGGCCCACGAAGCAUUUCUGACCACUUACAAUGGGACGGGAGCACCGCCGGGGUGGAAUUGGUGUCUGUCCUACCUCGCGACUGCCGGUAUUCUGAUCGGGUUCGAUGCGUCUGGCCAUGUGGCCGAGGAGACCAAGAAUGCUAGCAUUACAGCUGCAAGAGGUAUCUUCUGGAGUACCAUUAUCAGUGGUAUCGGCGGCUUCCUGACCAUAAUCCUGUUCCUCUUCUGCGUACCUGGUCCUGACCUUCUCUUUUCCUUUGGCUCGCCUCAGCCUUUCGUGCCACUGUAUGCAGUCAUCCUCGGGCAGGGCGGACAUGUUUUCAUGAACAACACAGCUAUCGCCAUCGUGGCUGCAUCUCGCCUGGUCUUCGCCGUCGCCCGAGACGGGGUCCUUCCAUGCUCUGGAUGGGUCUCCAAAGUCUCGCCGGAGGGCCAGCCCCGGAACGCAGUCCUCGUCAUCUGGAUGAUCGCCUCCCUCGUCACGUGCACCAUCCUCCCCUCCUCGGUCGCCUUCACCUCCCUCAUCUCGGCGGCCGGCGUGCCGUCAGCCGCUGCCUACGGCCUGAUCUGCUUUGGGAGGUUCUUCAUCACACCCGAGCACUUCCCCCGACCGCGCUGGAGUCUGGGAAGACUGAGCCGGCCCUUCCAAUUCGUGGGCAUCUUCUGGAACGGCUGGGUCGUCGCGGUCCUGUUCUCGCCCUACGAAUUUCCCGUGACCGGAGCUACCCUCAACUAUGCCCCUGUGAUCAUGAGCGCCGUCACGAUCUUCGCCCUCCUCUCGUGGUGGUUCACGCCAGCCGACGCUUGGCUCUCGAAGCAGCAUAUCACCGAGGUCCUCGACAGAGGCAGACCGGGUGAGGAUUCUGGAGAUGCCAGCGGGGCAGAAGGCGGGGUUUAG